Molecule: messenger RNA, 1794 nt
Organism: Hymenoscyphus albidus
Lineage: Eukaryota; Fungi; Ascomycota; Leotiomycetes; Helotiales; Helotiaceae
Source: the annotation of a GenBank genome assembly
GUCAAUUCUGGUUUUUCUUGUUGUGAUUUGAGGUUGAUUUGAGGCUGUCGCCCAUCUGUUAAAUAGACCUCGACUUGUAUUUAUUGAAGCUCCUAUUAUAAGAAUCCUUGAUCACGAAAUGACGCAACGGAAUCUCCGAAUCGGAGUAGAUGUUGGCGGGUACGAUCUUUUUGUCUCUUGUAAACUUUCUAAACUAACCAGAAAUAUAGAACUAACACGGAUGGAGUUAUUCUUGAUCCAACUCGCUCAUCGGAGCCAGGACGGGGUAUUAUCGCCUGGCACAAAGUCGCAACCACCACCAAUCCAAGUGAGGGCAUCAACAAUGCAAUCACAGCUAUGUUUAAGGAAUCCAAAAUCCAGCCUGAUGAUGUUGCAAGUGUCACCAUUGGCACGACUCAUUUCAUCAAUGCAGUGGUAGAGAUGGAUCGGGCAAGACUUGCCAAAGUCGCCAUCAUGCGCUUGUGUGGUCCUUUUUCAAGAGGUGUCCCGCCGUGUGUGGACUGGCCUCCUCAGCUGCAAAGGUUGAUGAUGGCAUAUCAGUGUUUUGUUGUUGGAGGUCUGGAAGUAGAUGGGAGUCUGAUUUCUGAUAUUGAUGAGGAUCAGAUUCGGAAGGAGGCGGAGAUUAUAAAAGAGAAGGGCAUCAAGAGUAUUGUUGUGAAUGGGAUCUUCAGUCCGGUGGAUGUGGUGUAUCGGCAAGAAGAGCGGGCAGCUGAGAUUAUCGAACAAGUUCAUCCGGAUGCCGAUAUUGUCAUUUCGAAAGAUUUUGCGAAUCUGGGAUUCUUGGAGAGAGAAAAUGCUGCCAUUUUGAAUGCUUCGAUUCUGUCAUUUGCACGCAAAACGAUUGCGGAAUUUACGCUCGCGAUAUCACAACUCCAUCUCAAAUGUCCUGUGUUCAUCACACAGAAUGACGGAACCAUUUUAUUGGCUUCUCAAGCUUCGAAACUUCCGAUCAGGACAUUCUCAAGUGGACCGACGAAUAGUAUGAGAGGUGCUGCGUUUCUUACUCAGAAUGAAAUUAAAGAAGCUAUGAUGGUUGUUGAUGUUGGGGGAACCACGACUGAUGUUGGACUGCUGCUUGCUAAUGGUUUCCCUCGUCAAGCUGCGGCUUUUAGCGAGGUUUCGGGGGUCAGAACGAAUUUCUCAUAUCCUGAUGUGAGGAGUAUUGGACUUGGUGGUGGUUCAAUCGUCAGAAAACAUGCGGAUGGGUCGAUGACAAUUGGGCCCGAUAGUACGUGGUUUCUUCCCUAGACGAAUCUUCUCCAUGCUAACAUAUUAAAAGGUCUUGGAUACCAACUUCCACAAAGGGCCAUUGUUUUUGGAGGCAAUACAACAACAGCAACAGAUUAUACAGUUCUCGCAGAUCCAAGUUCCGGAAUCGGCGAUCGUUCACUCGUCCUGAAAGCAGGGCUAGAUGAAGACCUGGCCAGGUUCAAAUCGCUGAUCAAGAAAAUGCUAGAAAGAGCGAUUGAUACAAUGAAGACUUCUGCGGACAAUACUCCAGUUCUUCUUGUCGGCGGGGGAGCAGUCUUUGACGAACUUAUUGGGGCAAGCAAAGUCGUGAAGCCUCAGUGGUCUGGCGUUGCCAACGCCAUCGGUGCCGCCACUGCACGAGUGAGUGGCGUGGUUGAUACGAUAGAGAGCACAGAAAGGAAAACUACAUCUGAAGUCAUGGGAGAAAUCUCUAAAAGGGCCAUCCAAAAGGCAGUUGACAAUGGUGCUAGUGAAGACACGGUGCAAGUUGUUGAAAUGGAUCAUUUACCUCUCCAAUUAAGUUUGCCUCUGUGCCAGUCAUAG